AUGACGGAUUCCUCUCGCGAGAAUGAGAUUCGCUCACUGGCGCAGUCUCUCUCGCGAAUUGCGACUAACGAUUCCGGUGUCUCGAGGCAUGUGGUCUCAGAGAAUAUCGAGUUGACCGAUGUCAAUUCGAAAGACAUUGUGUCCACAAACCAGACUUCCCACGCCCCCGGCACCCCACCAAUCUCGAACACGGUCGAGAAGGGGCCAGCCAACCUCACGCAGACCACGUCUGCUUCUACCACCGAUGGAAUCAACACCUUCCUGAACCCAGAACAGGAUCCAGAGCUCAACCCGAACGAUACCAGGAACUUCAACGCUCGAAAGUGGUGCAAGAACUUCCUGCAAAUGAUCCUGCGAGAUCCCGCACGCUAUCCACGUCGUAGCGCAGGGGUGUCUUUCCGCAACCUCAACGUCUUUGGUUACGGCACUGCUGCCGACUACCAAACCGACUUUGGAAACGCCUGGCUGAAGAUGGGAUCCUGGAUCAAGGGCCAGUUGGGGAUGCGCGAGAAAAAGCGCAUCGACAUUCUCCGGGAUUUUGAAGGCAUGAUCCACGAGGGAGAGAUGCUCGUAGUCCUUGGGCGACCUGGAAGCGGGUGUUCAACUUUCUUGCGAACAAUCGCCGGUGAGACCCACGGUCUGUACCUCGCAGAUGGCUCAGAUAUUGAGUAUGAGGGAAUCUCGUGGCAGAAGAUGCAUGGCCGCUUCCGUGGUGAAGUGAUUUACCAGGCGGAAACAGAAACCCACUUCCCCAUGCUGACCGCGGGAGAGACCCUGCUAUUUGCUGCCCUCGCGCGCGCACCCAGCAAUCGUUUGCCGGGGGUGACACGCGAUCAGUAUGCACAGCACAUGCGAGACGUUGUCAUGGCCAUGCUAGGCUUAACUCAUGUCAUGGACACAAAAGUAGGCAAUGACUUUGUGCGUGGAGUGUCCGGAGGUGAGCGCAAGCGGGUCAGCAUCGCGGAGGCCACUCUGUGUGGAAGCCCCCUGCAGUGUUGGGAUAACAGUACUCGUGGUCUUGACAGUUCCACCGCACUGGAAUUUGUGAAGAACCUACGCUUGUCCACCGAAUACAGCGGGACCACCGCUGUGGUGGCUAUCUAUCAGGCCAGCCAGUCCAUCUAUGACAUCUUCGACAAAGCUGUCGUGCUGUACGAAGGCCGUCAGAUUUACUUUGGUCGUGCUGAUGAUGCCAAGCGUUUCUUUGUCGACAUGGGCUUUGAGUGUCCAGAUCGACAGACCACAGCCGAUUUCCUCACCUCCCUGACCAGCCCCUCGGAGCGCCGUGUGCGAGAUGGUUACAAGGAUCUGGUUCCUCGCUCACCUGAUGAGUUUGCGGCCCGCUGGAAGGAGAGUGCCGAACGCAAACAGCUUCUCAAGGAGAUCCAAGACAGUCGGCAGCAGCAUCCUGUCGACCAAGAACGAUUGGACGUUUUCAGUGUCUCGCGUGCUGCGCAGAAAGCGAAGGGUACUCGAGCCCAAUCACCAUACACUCUGUCGUAUUCAAUGCAGAUCAAGCUCUGCCUCUGGCGUGGGUUCCUCCGGCAGAGAGGUGACAUGAGUAUCUCAUUGUCCUCGUUGAUUGGGAACAUUCUCAUGGGGCUGAUUAUUUCCACUGUCUUCAUCAACCUCCCUGCAACCACCGGAAGCUUCUUCCAAAUUGGUGCCUUGAUCUUCUUCGCCGUUCUUCUUGCUGCAUUUUCCAGCGCCUUGGAAAUUCUCACUCAAUGGCACCAGCGUCCUAUUGUGGAGAAGCAUUUCAAAUAUGCUUUCUACCAUCCUUCCGCCGAGGCUAUCAGCUCCUACAUUGUGGAUCUGCCGUUCAAGGUCGCCAUGUCCAUCACGUUCAACACCAUCGUCUACUUCAUUCCUCAUCUUCGUCGAACGGCUGGUCACUAUCUGAUCUUCUUCCUGUUCACGUUCACGACCUCGCUUGUGAUGUCGAACCUGUUCCGCACUAUAGGCGCCAGUUCCCGCUCGAUGGCCCAGGCCAUGGUCCCAUCUUCGAUCUUCAUGAUGAUCCUGGUCAUCUACACUGGUUUCACCAUUCCGGUUAGGGAUAUGCAUCCUUGGUUCAGGUGGCUUAACUAUCUGAACCCUAUUGCGUACACUUUUGAGUCGCUCAUGAUCAAUGAGUUCAGCGGUCGUCGCUUCCCUUGUAGUGACUUUGUCCCUGCCGGUCCACUGUAUGCGGAUGCCCCGUUAAGUGCCAAGAUCUGUUCACAAAAGGGUGCAGUGCCAGGACAGGAUUACGUCGAUGGUGAUGCUUUCAUCAAUACCACAUACCGGUAUUUCAGAGAGCACAUGUGGCGGAACUACGGCAUUUUGUGCGCCUUUUUUGUCGCACUCUUUGUUUCUUACAUCGUUGCGAGCGAGUACAUUCGUGCUCAGCCUACCAAGGGUGAGAUUCUGGUAUUCCGGCGCGGCAAGAUUCCGGCAUUUGUGAAGAAAGCGUCCCGCGAAGAGGAUAUUGAGGACGCCUCCAAAGGCACAAAGCAGGGACUGGCAGACGAAGCUCCCGACUUGACCGUCAAGAGCGCGAAUCUUGCAACGCAGACUGCCAUUUUCCACUGGGAAAAUGUUUGCUACGAUAUCAAAGUCAAGAACGGCACAAGACGAAUCCUAGAUGAGGUCGACGGAUGGGUGAGACCUGGAACUUUGACGGCUUUGAUGGGAGUGACAGGAGCUGGGAAGACAACAUUGCUAGACGUUCUUGCGGAUCGAGUCACCAUGGGUGUCAUCACUGGUGACAUGCUGGUUGACGGACGUCCUCGUGACGGUUCUUUUCAGCGCAAGACGGGCUAUGUACAACAGCAAGAUCUACACCUAGAGACCAGCACUGUACGCGAGGCUUUGAUCUUCAGCGCCCUCCUGCGACAGCCCCAUAGCAUUCCUUACAAGGAAAAAGUCGCAUACGUUGAGGAAGUCAUCCACAUGUUGGAAAUGAGUGAGUAUGCGGAAGCUGUUGUUGGUGUUCUGGGUACGGGACUGAAUGUCGAACAACGAAAGCGACUGACAAUCGGUGUCGAACUUGCCGCCAAACCGGACCUGCUGCUCUUCUUUGACGAACCAACCUCUGGACUUGACAGUCAAACUGCGUGGUCGAUCUGCAGUCUGAUGCGUAAAUUGGCGGACCAUGGUCAAGCUGUGCUGUGCACCAUUCAUCAGCCGUCGGCCAUGCUCAUGCAGCAGUUUGACCGUCUUCUCUUUCUGGCUAAGGGUGGUCGCACCGUCUACUUUGGCGAUCUUGGCACAAACAUGAGUAGCCUGAUCCAAUACUUUGAGAAUAAAGGAUCCGUCAAAUGUCCCGAGAACGCCAACCCGGCAGAAUGGAUGCUUGAGGUCAUCGGUGCCGCUCCUGGUUCGCAUGCAGAUCGUGACUGGGCUGAUGUCUGGAAAGAGAGUCAUGAGCGUGUGCAGGUACGACAAGACCUGGCUAAAAUGAGAAAUGAGCUGUCCAAGAAACCGGCUCCUGAAGCCACGGCUGGCUAUGGCGAGUUCGCCACGCCUAUCUGGUACCAGUUUCUGGUUUGCAUUCGACGCAUGUUCGAGCAGUACUACCGUAGUCCCGGCUAUCUGUACUCGAAGACGGCCAUGUGCGUCAUUCCGCCGCUGUUCAUUGGAUUCACUUUCUGGCGCAUGCCCAACACUCUGCAAGGUCUCCAGAACCAGAUGUUUGCCAUCUUCAUGCUGCUCAUCAUCUUCCCCAAUUUGGUUCAGCAGAUGAUGCCCAGUUUCGUCACGCAACGAUCCUUGUACGAGGUGAGGGAACGGCCCUCCAAGGCAUACUCGUGGAAAGCAUUCAUGCUGGCCAGUGUUCUUGUGGAGCUGCCCUGGAACAUUCUGAUGGCGAUACCGGUCUACUUCUGUUGGUAUUAUCCCAUUGGGCUCUACCGCAACCCCCCACCGGGUGAGAUGGUUGCCCGGGGAGGUACCAUGUUCCUGGUUAUUCUCAUGUUCUUGAUGUUCACGUCGACCUUCAGUUCGAUGAUGAUCGCAGGGAUUGAGUCACCAGAAACUGGAAGUAACAUCGCACAGGUGAUGUUCUCGCUCUGUCUGGUCUUCAAUGGUGUCCUCGCGAGCCCCAGCGCCCUACCACGGUUCUGGAUCUUCAUGUACCGUGUGUCCCCGUUCACCUACCUGGUCUCUGCGGUACUGUCAUCGGGACUGUCUGGGGGUAACGCCAAAUGCUCGAGCAUCGAGCUUUUGAAGGUGGAUCCACCGCAUGGCCAGACUUGCUCCAGCUACCUGGACCCGUAUGUGAGGCUCUACCAGGCCAGUCUGUCGAAUCCCAAUGCUACGUCAGGCUGCGAGAUUUGUCCGAUCCAGUCCAAUGAUACCUUCCUGGCCCAGUUGAGUAUCAGAUUUUCUGACUACUGGCGGAACAUCGGACUUCUCUUCGUCUACGUUGGCUUCAACGUGGUCAUGGCUCUGGUCCUGUACUGGCUUGCUCGGGUGCCGAAGAAGUGGUCGAGAAAACAACGGACGGUCUUCUCCCUUAUCAUCAUCAACAAGGCGGGUGGUCUCAUCUACCAGCGUGAAUACCAAGCGGGUCUGCGCAGCCUGUCUACCAACGACUACCUUGUCCUAGCAGGUACCUUCCAUGGAGUCCACGCAAUCACCCGCUCCAUCACCCCAAAACUACCCCUCGCCCAGACCUCUCCAGCCACCACAACGCCCGGAGGAGGAGGCAGCGCACCCCCUGCCGGCUACAGCUAUCCCAAUCCCGGCAUUGCCGCCUCAGGACUGGAACACCUUGAGACGGAGAAGUUCCGGUUGACAUGCUUCCAGACUUUAACGGGGACUAAGUUCCUGCUCUUCACGGAUCCGAUGACGGGGAAUGUCGAUACGAUCAUGAAUAAGAUUUAUGAGCUGUAUGCCGACUAUGUCAUGAAAAAUCCUUUCUAUCAGCUGGAGAUGCCGGUGCGAUGUGAGGCCUUUGAUCGACAUUUGGGGGCGUGGCUGCGCGGGCGGACGUGA
Messenger RNA from Penicillium diatomitis, 4980 nucleotides. RefSeq names its product ABC multidrug transporter A-2. Gene Ontology annotation, molecular function: ATP binding; ATP hydrolysis activity; ABC-type transporter activity. Gene Ontology annotation, biological process: vesicle-mediated transport; transmembrane transport. Gene Ontology annotation, cellular component: TRAPP complex; membrane. The record is from RefSeq and is a predicted model, not a curated record. The coding region runs from base 1 to 4980 and encodes 1659 amino acids. The transcript has 7 exons. NCBI's taxonomy places the organism in Eukaryota, Fungi, Ascomycota, Eurotiomycetes, Eurotiales, Aspergillaceae.